AGGGUCUUAGUCUAGGCCUGAACAAAACACGUUCCACAACAAGCGACAACUCCCGGCUCGGUCCAAAAGUCCAUCACGUUUCCACCUCCACCCUGAGUGCCAUUGGAAUGCCCAAGCAGCUUCCUUGAGCUAGAAACGAUGCCGAUUCACGCCUGAUGUAUUGAUCAAACUUGGAGUGCCCAAGUUCCCUCUCUUGUGGUCGCAUUGUUGCAACCGGCAAACUCCGCCUCCCGCUGCCGCUGUCGCAGCCGGGCCGUUGAUGACGCUCAGUUGCUUGAUCAGCUCCCCCUCGGGGUUCUUUGCGCCCACGUCCUGCGGUCCCCCUUACGGCUCCUCUGAAUCACAAAAUGGACAAGUUCAUGCGAAAAGAUAGCAGUGAUACGCUGCCGCUCUAUAAUAGCUCGGAAGAGCCAGCGCCACCAGGGGUACCUCUAGAGAUUUCGCGAUCGUGGUCCACUUCACCAAGGCUGAGUCCACGGACGACAUCUGCGCAAUCUAGAACCGUCGCCGAUGAAUACGCCUCUUUAACUCCUGUGGAAGUCGCCGCUCGACUAAAAACAUCGCUAACACACGGCCUCACGCCGGCCGAGGCUCUCUCGAGGUUACGCGACUAUGGGCCCAACGAGAUCCCCCACGAAGAGCCCGAGCCAAUAUGGUUGCGCUUUCUUAAGCAGUUUCAAGAACCACUUAUCGUUUUGUUGCUGGUCUCCGCCGGCGCGUCGAUCUUAGCGGGGAACAUGGACGACGCCGUGAGCAUCACGGUAGCAGUGACCAUUGUGGUCAGCGUGGGCUUCAUACAGGAGUACCGCUCCGAGAAGUCAAUAGAGGCGCUCAACCACCUGGUCCCAAAUCAUGCGCAUCUGGUACGAAAGCAGGCGCCAUCAAAGGCAUCUCCGGGCUCGCGCUCCCCUAACUGGCCAGGGGCUGGCGACAAGACCCUUGAACCGGGCGACAGCUCCGGUUCGCUUACCCCUGAGGAGGAGGUACUGGAGGCGACGUCAUCAAAGGUUAUGGCAGCGCAAUUGGUACCUGGCGAUCUGGUGCUGUUCACAACCGGCGAUCGCAUCCCGGCCGACAUCCGCGUGACGAAGGCGUCCGACUUGACAAUCGAUGCGUCGAAUCUCACGGGGGAGAAUGAGCCCGUCAGGGUCACCGCGAACACGCGCCCCCGCCGUGGGCUCGCUACGCCAACCUACGGCAGCGCAACAUUGCAGUUGCCUCAACCUUCCUUUUCCUUGGCCACUGGUGGGACUUCAACCAGCGAUGCCAAGGGCGACCAUGAUGGAAUACACAACAUUGCGUACAUGGGCACGCUGGUGAAGUCAGGACACGGCCAAGGCAUAGUGUUUGCAACCGGGGGCGACACGCACUUCGGCACCAUCGCGACCAGCGUCUCCGGAACCGAGAGCCCGCGAUCCCCGCUGCAGAUUUCCAUGGAUGAUCUAGGAUCCCAGCUGAGCAAGAUGUCGUUUGUCAUCAUAGGCCUCAUCUCCCUCAUUGGGUGGUUCCAGGGGAAGAAGCUACUUGAGAUCUUCACCAUUUCUAUUUCGCUGGCUGUCGCGGCGAUUCCGGAGGGCCUGCCCAUCAUUGUGACCGUCACCCUUGCUCUGGGCGUCCACAGGAUGGCAAGGCACAAUGCCAUCGUCCGCAAGAUGCCCAAGGUUGAGACCCUGGGGUCCGUCAACGUGGUCUGCACCGACAAGACGGGAACACUAACGAUGAACCAUAUGACAACCGCCAAGAUGUGGUUCUUUGGGGCCGACGACCCGCUUGACGUUGAUUCCGAUGAUGAGGCGACUGAGACCAAGCCUGAUCCUGCCGCGCUCAGGAUCUUGCGCAUUGGUAACAUUGCUAAUAAUGCACGCCUGGCCCACAAGUACACCGAAAACGGCGCCGCUGCGAGGGCCGUGCUCUCCUCGACCCAAGGGAGGGACCAAACAUCGACGUACACGCGGUGGGUUGGACAGCCGACGGAUGUGGCCAUGCUUGACCUCCUGGAUCGAUUUAAGGAGCACGACGUCCGAGAUUCCAUUGGACCUCGGGUGAGCGAGACACCCUUCAGCUCUGAGCGCAAGUGGAUGGGCGUCACCAUUGGCACGGAAGGAGGGAAGAAUGACAAGGAGUUCGCGUACAUGAAAGGGGCGAUCGAUAAGGUGUUGGAAGCUUGCGACACCUAUGUCACUAAGGACGGCAGGGAGGUUGUCAUGGACUCGACCCGGCGGCAGGAGGCUCUGCAGGCAGCUGAGCAGAUGGCUUCCCAGGGUCUCCGGGUCCUGGCUUUCGCGAGUGGGCCUGUCGCGAAGUCCAGAAGCAGUAGGCCCGCCGCCCAGGGGGCCAGGAGCAACACCCCGGGUUCGGAUAGGGCUGAGAGCCCGGUCCACUGCGGCGUCGAGGAGCAGUACAAGGGCCUCACCUUUGCGGGCCUGGUCGGCAUGAGUGAUCCACCACGGCCCGGCGUCGGACGCUCAAUCAGGAGGUUGAUGCGCGGCCGCGUAAAGGUCAUCAUGAUCACUGGCGAUGCCGAGACCACGGCGCUUGCCAUUGGCAAGCAGCUGGGCAUGGCGAUUGCCACUCCUACGGCGCAUACAUCCAACCAAAUCACCGUCAAGCCGGUCCUUCGAGGCGACGAAAUCGACGAAAUGUCGGAAGAGGACCUCGCGAGGGUACUGGACCACACCACCAUCUUUGCGCGCACAAACCCGGACCACAAGCUGAAGAUCGUCAGGGCACUCCAGUCCCGCGGCGAUAUUGUCGCCAUGACGGGAGACGGGGUCAACGACGCGCCAGCGCUCAAAAAGGCGGAUAUUGGCAUUGCCAUGGGCAUGCACGGCACCGACGUCGCCAAGGAAGCCGCCGACAUGAUCCUGACGGACGACGACUUCUCGACCAUUCUCCACGCCAUCGAAGAGGGCAAGGGCAUCUUCAACAACAUCCAGAACUUCCUAACGUUCCAGCUCUCCACCAGCGCUGCCGGCCUCUCCCUCGUCCUGAUCUGCACGGCGCUGGGCUUCAAAUCUCCGCUCAACGCGAUGCAGAUCCUCUGGAUCAACAUCAUCAUGGACGGACCCCCCGCACAAUCCCUUGGCGUCGAAGCCGUCGACAAGGACGUCAUGAACCGGCCGCCCCGCCGGCGCGGCGACGCCGUGCUCACGCGCCCCCUCGUGGCGCGCGUCCUGACGCAGGCGGCCAUCAUCAUGGCCGGCACGAUGCUGGUGUACACGCACGAGAUGCUCGACGACGGGCAGGUCACGCGCCGCGACACCACCAUGACCUUUACGUGCUUCGUGCUCUUCGACAUGUUCAACGCGCUCGCCUGCCGCUCCGAGAGCAAGAGUGUGCUGCGCGGCCAGGUCGGGCUGCUCCAGAACGUGCUGUUCAACUGGGCCGUCGCGGGCAGCUUGAUGGGCCAGUUGCUGGUGAUCUACUUCCCCUGGCUGCAGGAGGUGUUUCAGACCGAGGCGCUCGGGUGGCGGGAUCUGGCAGGGCUGGUGGUGCUGUGCAGCACGGUGUUCUGGGCGGAUGAGGCCAGGAAAUGGUGGAGGUAUGGGAGGGAAGGCGGCAGGGGGAGGAGAGGGGUUGGCACUGCAUUGGGUGGAGCGUAUAGUCAGGCGGUUUGAGAUGCCCCUGGUGGCUGAUCGGCUUACUUUAUGUUGUGAAUGAGUUCUUGGUUACGCCCUGGUACGAUUAGAUGUUGUAUGUCAUGGGCUGGAUUGGGUGCGUGCGGUGUAUAUGACCGGUACUGGGGGGUUGGAAUUGUACUGUACUUACGGAGUACCCCAGUCUAAUACAUACCUAGACAGCCGACGAAGCCGGCUCUUGUUCAUGUGCAGUAUGUACAUACAAUACAGAACCCCUAUCAACGUGCGUG
This is a messenger RNA of Chaetomium strumarium, 3868 nucleotides long. RefSeq lists its product as uncharacterized. The record is from RefSeq and is a predicted model, not a curated record. Bases 348 to 3617 code for a protein of 1089 amino acids. Gene Ontology annotation, biological process: manganese ion transport; intracellular calcium ion homeostasis; calcium ion transmembrane transport. The transcript is spliced from 4 exons. Lineage: Eukaryota; Fungi; Ascomycota; Sordariomycetes; Sordariales; Chaetomiaceae. Gene Ontology annotation, molecular function: P-type calcium transporter activity; ATP binding; ATP hydrolysis activity. Gene Ontology annotation, cellular component: Golgi membrane; endoplasmic reticulum; plasma membrane.